GGGACCUUAGUUCUCUUUCCCAUCUUGCAAGGUAGGAAUCGCGGGCUUGUCUGCAAGAGUUGAGUUCAGGACUCCCAAUCCUUCGCCAUCCGAACCUGGAGGGCAUCCAGUCGACACCUACAGGGGUCGGACAUGUCCAAGGCUAACUGAGAGGCCUUCCAGACGCUUCAUUUUUGUUGUUUGGGUUUGCGGCAGGGGACAAAGAGGGUGAGGUAGAAUGCCGUAGUGGCUCCCUCCGGCUCUUCGCCACUCUCUUGGGCUGGGGGAACGAGGCCCUUUCGGGGACCCGUAGCGGACUGGUGGGUGUCAGAGGAAGCGGGGAGACGGCGCGUGCACUGUGUUCCCGGUCCUGGGUUCCAGAGGAUGACACUGAGCCUGUCGCAGCCACGUUGGGGUUCCGCACUGAAGCCAAAAGAUGGCGGGUGAAAAAGUUGAGAAGCCAGAUACUAAAGAGAAGAAACCCGAAGCCAAGAAGGCUGAUGCUGGUGGCAAGGUGAAAAAGGGUAACCUCAAGGCUAAAAAGCCCAAGAAGGGGAAGCCCCAUUGCAGCCGCAACCCUGUCCUUGUCAGAGGAAUUGGCAGGUAUUCCCGAUCUGCCAUGUAUUCCAGAAAGGCCAUGUACAAGAGGAAGUACUCAGCCGCUAAAUCCAAGGUUGAAAAGAAAAAGAAGGAGAAGGUUCUUGCAACUGUUACAAAACCAGUUGGUGGUGACAAGAACGGCGGUACCCGGGUGGUUAAACUUCGCAAAAUGCCUAGAUAUUAUCCUACUGAAGAUGUGCCUCGAAAGCUGUUGAGCCACGGCAAAAAACCCUUCAGUCAGCACGUGAGAAAACUGCGAGCCAGCAUUACCCCCGGGACCAUUCUGAUCAUCCUCACUGGACGCCACAGGGGCAAGAGGGUGGUUUUCCUGAAGCAGCUGGCUAGUGGCUUGUUACUUGUGACUGGACCUCUGGUCCUCAAUCGAGUUCCUCUACGAAGAACACACCAGAAAUUUGUCAUUGCCACCUCAACCAAAAUUGAUAUCAGCAAUGUAAAAAUCCCAAAACAUCUUACUGAUGCUUACUUCAAGAAGAAGAAGCUGCGGAAGCCCAGACACCAGGAAGGUGAGAUCUUCGACACAGAAAAAGAGAAAUAUGAGAUUACGGAGCAGCGCAAGAUUGAUCAGAAAGCUGUGGACUCACAAAUUUUACCAAAAAUCAAAGCUAUUCCUCAGCUCCAGGGCUACCUGCGAUCUGUGUUUGCCCUGACGAAUGGAAUUUAUCCUCACAAAUUGGUGUUCUAAAUAUCUUAAGAACCUAAUUAAAUAGCUGACUACA
This is a messenger RNA of Pongo pygmaeus (Bornean orangutan), 1316 nucleotides long. It is a transcript of the gene RPL6, whose product is annotated as ribosomal protein L6. Gene Ontology annotation, molecular function: structural constituent of ribosome; RNA binding. Gene Ontology annotation, biological process: cytoplasmic translation; ribosomal large subunit assembly. Gene Ontology annotation, cellular component: ribosome; cytosolic large ribosomal subunit. The record is from RefSeq and is a predicted model, not a curated record. Lineage: Eukaryota; Metazoa; Chordata; Mammalia; Primates; Hominidae. The transcript has 7 exons. The coding region runs from base 416 to 1282 and encodes 288 amino acids.